Molecule: messenger RNA, 843 nt
Organism: Trichomonas vaginalis G3
Lineage: Eukaryota; Parabasalia; Trichomonadida; Trichomonadidae
Product: attachment subunit-related family
Exons: 1
Coding region: 1-843 (280 amino acids)
Source: RefSeq, a predicted model, not a curated record
AUGUUAACAAGAGCACAAUUUCAAGAUUUAAUUUCUCUUGAACAAUAUUCGAGUAACGAAACACAAAGCGACGACUGUAACCUCUCGCUACCCGAAUCCAUUCAAAGAAAAUACGCCAUGAAAAGACUGAAAUUGUUGUAUAAACUUCUUAACAAUUGGGGGGUCGAAGACAACUCAGAUUAUAGUGAAAUGUUUAACAAAGUCAUAGAAUCUCUUAAACCAAUUGAAAACGACAUAAAAAAUCCCGGUGUUCUUGUAGACCUUUUCGCCUCAAAAUUACCAGUUACAACUAAUCUAAUAGCAACACAAGCUAUAGAGCAAUUUAUUUUAUGUUUUCCCAAGCAAUAUAGACAACACCUGAGGGAAACAAGAAUAGGAAAAUUUCAAUUGGUGUAUCCUACAACAUACAACUAUUACGAAGAAGCAAAUGAAUAUGGAGAACUCUCAUUCCAUUUCACACUUUCAGUUCCUGAGGGAGAAGAAAAAGCAAUCUAUCAUGUACAAUCUCUUGCAGGAUGUGAAGGAAAACCUCACAUAAUAACUACUGUUGCAAUUGAGAAACCUGCAAGAGUCGAAGACGAUGUUUUGUUCGCGUCCAUUGCUGGUUUUGGCAUGGGAGAGCCAAUUCCAAUUUCCCAUUUCACAGAAUACUCAGCACAACAUUUUCAAAAUGUAGAAUUCGUGUUCUACGACCAUCAAAAGUUCCUGCUAACAAAACCAAAGAAACAAUUUGUCUCAAUAUUUGUUGCUGAUCAUGUGGCUGACAAAGAGCCAUCAGAUACUGACUAUGAAGAAGAGGAGGAGGAAGAAGAAAACGAUAGCGAUGUCGUUCUUAUCGAAUAA